CGCAUCCCGUCCUCACCAAGCGUCUUCACAGCUGAUGAAUAUCGAGCUUGGCUGCAACGCACACCUUCCACAAGUGCUAUAUAUGAGAGGAUCAGAGCAAGUCGUGAUGCUCUGCAGACUCAACGAGCACAGAGGUUUACAUACAGUGCUGAAAAUCUGCUGGAACGUGCUCGAGAUGUGGGCUCAAGGGAAAAGCCGUACUAUUCGUAUCGGCCACAUCUCACAGGCACGUUGGACAGACAUCAAUAUCGAUCAGGAUCAGUCACUGGCGGGCUUAGCGGCAGUGCAACUACGAGUCGGGCCACAUCCAUGCGUCGCAUGCGCCAUCUUCUGGAUCUGGAAUCACGUCACAUCCCAAAUCCUUCACCUACACGCACACAAGAUCCUCGCUCUCGCUUGCUUGACAUUAAUCCUGCAGAGUUCCUGAAAUAUAAAAUGGAUAAACCUGCUGGCUCAAUCACUGAACCAGGAUCAGCCGUGGAGCCAGGUGUAAGUGGUCUGCUUUGGGUGCACCUCCUAGCAGGACGCGGACUUCGCGCCACCACGUCAUCCUCCGCAGCUACCACUCCUUCCACACCUUCGGGACCACCCUUAGGGAGCAUGGGAAGUACAGGGCUUAGAGACUUAUAUUGUGUUCUGGAGUGUGAUCGUGUACACAAAGCACGAACAGUAGUUAGAACUGGAGACCUUGUUUUUGAUUGGGAUGAAACAUUUGAAUUAGAUCUUGUUGACAACCGUGAACUUGAUUUGCUUAUCUAUUCCUGGGAUCCACAGUAUCGGCACAAACUCUGCUAUAAGGGUUCAGUGCACUUAGCAUCUUUGUUACGAGAAUCACCUAUCCACCAACUAGCAUUAAAAAUAGAGCCUCGAGGAACUCUCUAUUUGCGACUUCGCCACACUGACCCACUACAAACAUUCAGACGGCGUGGAACCACAAGCCUUCUCUUGGGACGAUCCAGUAAAGCUCUGUCUGGUACAACAGGCUUUCUGUUCGGUGCAGAUCUUGAGACUGUCGUGGCUCGUGAGAGUCUCACAGGUGGUGUCCCUGGUGGAGUUGCUACGAGUGUGACACUCGCCACUCAAGCUACUUCCUCUGUACCCAUUAUUGUGAGAAGGUGUGUUGAAGAAGUGGAAAGAAGAGGCCUUGAUAUCAUAGAUUAUUUACGAGAACUUCCAGAGCCUUUGUUUACAAAAUGUCUUUACCAAAUGAUGGUUGAUGCUUUAAGUGUUUGUCUACCGGAUGAUCCUGAAGGAAAUGCAAAACUAAUGUUUUCUAUUCUUGACUGUUUACCCAAAGUUAAUAGGUGUACACUUAUUUUCUUAAUGGACCACUUAGCACUAGUAGUGUCACAAUCAGAGCGCAACAAGAUGUCACCCCAGAAUUUGGCAAUAUGUUUUGGUCCAGUAUUAAUGUUACAAUCUGAAGAGGGAAAACAUCUAGAUUUUAACCAGCCAAUAAAUGUAUUGCGUUAUUUGCUGGAAAUUUGGCCGAAUAAGUCAGUUCGGGAGGUCUUUGCACCUUCCCCCCACCUGUUGGCGUCCUCUCAGCAGCCGCCUCUACUGCCAUCGCGCCUGCCUCCCGCGCUGAAAGCGCCUCCAGUCACUUGUACAGCUCCGGGCGCGCCUCUGUGGUCUCUCGGGCGUGGGGGUCGGGGUACAGCCUCGAGAGGGCGGAAGACCCCCGAGGGCUCUCUUCCAGUAGGUCCUCAACAGCAAGUAGUAGUGGUAUCAUCUCCCGACUCUCCAACAAGUGAAGAAUCUUCACCGUCGCCCUCACCAGAGUCUGAGGUGAAACAACCUUUGCCUCCCCAGCGCACGGGGACCUUGAGAAAAGGUGGUACAGCAGCUUUGUUGUCUGAUAUGAUGGACGACGGAGGCAGCAGCAGUGGAGCAGUCUCUCCCCAGCAGCUUUCGCAGCAGCAAGUCCAGACGCCCACUUCGUCCACCACAACCGAGGAUUCAAGGAAGGAAGCAGGCCGAGAAGCUGAUGAAGAAGGAAGUGAUGAAGUGAAAGAAGAAGAUGCCGACGACGAGGAUGGUGGUGUAGGCAUGGAAGACGAUGUCCAUACGACCACCACUGAAGAAGAAGAGUAAUGUAGUGGAACAAUUUGUUAGCAACAUCAGAUAUUAAUUGAAAAUUGAAGAUAAUUACUAAGAAUGGUAAUGAAAGUGUUUUACUAGCAGAAAACACAAAUUGAAGAUCUAUUUCUCAUUAGGUAGGUUUUGUUUAUGUUUGGUAUAUUACUAUAAUGGAAUUUGUACAUACUUAUUUCAUAGUUCAGUGAGGAAAAUAAAAUAUUAUGUUUAAUAAUUUAUAUGGAAAAUAUUAACAACAAAAUCUUAGUAAAAAAGCAUUCUAGUCAGAGAAAAUUUAAUUAUUUCCUAUGGAAAUUGUCUUGUAUGUUAAAUUAUGCAUUUACUAUUGUUUAUUAUUUUAGAACCAACACUAGGUUCAUUAUUGUUCACUCAAAAAAUUCAACAAAAUAGAAACACUGAUGUCAAUAAUGAUCUGUGCUCAUUAAUAUCAGUAUACAAAGAUACACUACCAAGUACCAAUUAUCCUUGUAUAUACAGUAUUCAUCUUGAAAGGCAAUGUUUAUUGCCAAAUCCUACUAAACUCUUCACACCAAUCUGUCUGGAUUAUUGAAAUCAAAUGUAUUUCAUAAAGUCUUCAAUCAAUUCAAUUGUUGUAUCAUAUUGCCAACAAGAAUGGAAUUUUUGCUAGAUAGAAUGAAUAUAUUAAAUGCCCUCUUUCAUAUGCUAACUUGGAUGCCCUCAAAUUAAAUACGGGACAUACUCUCCUCUCAGUUGGAUGUUUCAAUGUGAAUGUGUGUUGAUGUUGUAUGUAAGAGAUGCGGAGGCAUAUUGCUCUGUUAAAAUAUUUACAUAUAUAAUAACUAUAAAAUAUAGCUUGUCAAACUAGAAAGUGGCUUCUAAAAAAUACUUGUUUGCUUUGAAUCCCUAUUAUAGAACUUCCAUUUGAGUGCAUAACAAGGUACAUGAUGCUUUUCAUUAGAGAAAAAUGCAUAGGUGUGUCACUGUUAUAGUAAAUAUUGAAAAAUGAAAAUAGAGAUAAAUCCAAAAUAUUUUAUAAUCAGUGCAUCCUGUGAUGGCCUCUUGCUUUCUUUGUAUUUCCUGAAAUCUAAAUUGAAUUUUUUUUCAUAUAUGCUUACAUUUCUACAAAAUAAAACUGUCCUUUUUCCAAUAUUCCCAAUUCAUAAUUCUAGACCAAACAUAAAGGUGGUUCAAAAUUUAUCCUUUUCAUUCAGAUGAACAAUCAAGAAGAGAACAAUGGAAAAAAUAGCAAAUGAACAGACAAAACAACACUGGACAUGACAAAGUUCUUCUCUAUUUUAAUAAUACAAUCAAAAUCUAUUUAUUUAUCAAUUUCUUUACUGGUCUUAAAAUUUAAACUUCAUAUACUACUUACAAAAUUAAACAUUACUGACACAAAUAUAAACAUGAAAUUAUUUUCAAUAUUAAAUAGUGAAUGUGAUUUACAGAAUGCUUAAUUUAAAAAUGACUGCUCUGCAUUUUCUCCUUAAAAUCCUUACUUUCAUGAAAUAUGAAUGUCUUCUUUACAUAGAUUUUAAAAAUUAAUUCAAGUUUUAACAUCACCAACUGUUUAAACAAAGACAGGCAUCCUCUUUGAGCCUCUUUCUAGUUUGCGUUUGCCCUUGUGAAGUUUCGUAAGGUGCUGGCAUGUUGUCCUGAUCCUCUGAUUUAUAAAAGUUUUCUUUUAAUUUUCUUUUAAGCAAUAAAAGAAAUUAGUGUGUGGAUAAAACUAGCUUUGAGUUUCAAUAAUUGAUCUUAAUUUUUUUCAAUGUUAUUUUGUUCUCUUUUUCAUACAUAACAUGAAUUUAUUUCAGUGACUUCUGUGAAUAAUCAGUUUUUUUCAAUAGCAUUUGAAGUGUCUAAAUAUUUUUGUUUACUUCUUCUAAAAUCUGGAAGUUUGUAUUGUUAAGACUGAUCAAAAUUUUCAGAAGCAAUUAGAGGGCAGGACACAAAUGUAUUGAAUUUGCACAAGUUAGAGUUACAUUGUUGAGAGAUAUAAUUAUACUACAUUAAAGACUUAAACCAAAGAAGUCAAACCAAUGCACAAAAUACCUCAUCCUAGCUUCUUGUAUUAAUCAAAAUAGCAUCACAAAGUUUAACCUUGUACGUCCGAAUAAACAAACGAAAGAUAUAAUAAGGAAGGUGUCUCAAAACUACAUUCAAACAUUGUUCGUCCGUAUGCAAUUUUAUGAAGUAUUGUACUUCGCUCACAGCACCAUUGAAUAGUAGAAAUGGUGAGUCGUGUUUGGAAAAAAUUAACACAGUGUUUGAGUGACUUGAUGUGCCUUGUGUUAGAGUCAGACUGGAGUACAGCCACAAUGGUCAACAAAAGGCAGUGAAAAGACAUUCAGUGACUUACAGGUUCCAACGCUCUGUACUUUUCUCAGUAUGAAGUAAAUACUGAAAUUAUUUCCUUAUAAUUCCUUUCCUAGGAAGUUCAAACUUGGAUUUUGAGCAACUGGGGAAAAUGAUAACAAAAUAUUGAUAGUUGCAACACACAUCAGUGAAUACAUGAUGAGAAUGUAUAAUGUGAAUGAAAUAAUGAAUGUGCCUGCAAUGAAGCUUGUAUGGAGGAUAAAUGAACUUUCCUGUAGCAGAAGAAGAGUAUUCAAGAAUUAUUCAAUCUUCUAAGGAAUUCAAUUGAAUUAUAUAUAUCAUUGGACAGAUGGCCUGAUGAAUGGAGCUUCUGACAUGCAGAUUUUUUAAUGUUUGUUUCAAAGCAAUAACAAAAGUGCACCUAGAAAAGGACAGGCCAGGCAUGCUCUAUUGAUGUGUUAGUGGACUCCUUGUGGGCGCUAGUGAGUAGUGCUGAUCUUAUUUAGAAUGUGCUCAAGCUGCCUGAAAGUAUUUGAAGUGUCAUCUCAUGGUUGGAACCAAUUAUUCCACAAAUUUAUUUAAUGUAACUUAACAAAUGUUUAUUAUUUUGUUUAAUUAAUUCUCACAAUCAUUCCUCUGAUAGUUUCCAAUAUAUAAGAUACUUCCAAGUUUUACUUAAAUUCCAUUAUUUAUCUUUGUGCAAGUUUUUUGUCAGUGUCUUCCUUUAUUAAUGUAAAUAUGUUCAAAAGUUUGAUCUCUUUACUCCACUUUUGUCUCUACAUUAAGAUUUAUAUCUAAAACAAUCACACAAAUUAGUUUUGACAUCAUCACUGCCAGUGCAGCAAGUGGCAUACAUUUAUGUCAAUUCAACUGAUAUCAUCAUAUCAUUUUCAGAGCAUAAAUAUUUCAGUUAAUCGAGAUCAGCACUUCCAUUUCCCUUUCUGCUGAUAUACAGGUUUAGGAAUGUAACAAUUGUGUUAACUAGUAGUUUUGGAAAAGUGUUGAAAGACUGCAAAAGAAAAGCUUUUCAGAUAAAAGAACAAGUGUUUUUGCCAGGUACACAUGCAACAUCACUGCCAUAUAUUAAGAAAGAUAUUGUUCUCAGUCCAGGAUACUAAGAAACCAUCAUAAACACUUCCAAGUUAGAGCUCAGUGAGCAUAAUUUCAUAGAAUGGCUUGUGGGUUUCACAAUGUCUUACAGAAUGAAAAAGUCCUAUUUUGUUUUUAUUAAUUAAAUGCAAUUAAAGUUAUGAUUUAUUACAUUUAUGAGCUUAAUUUGUGUUCCUAAUUUGCAAAAGCAAAUCUGAUUAUCACUAAACAAAACAUGGUAAUAUUCCUCACCAUCCAAAAGAGUGUAAGAAAAUUAAUGAAAGUGUUUUUGUUUAUGAGGUACCAUUAAGCUUUCUUUAGUGUAUUCCAGGUAUUCAUUAGACACAUUUGAAGCAUUGAUGUAUUAGUUGAAAGUAAAGGAAUGUCAUUUAAACUUUCAUCUUCCAGAAAAUAACACAAGGCCUGUUGGAUAUUCAUCAAGCCAUUUUUUUGAAAUAUGUUCAUUCAUACUCCCUCCCAUGCUAAACUUCCAUAAAAACAUAGAGGUUCCUGUGCAUAAAUGAUGAAAGGGGAAAAAACAUAAAAAGUGUGUUUGAAUGUAUCUGUAAUAAAUAAAUACAGUAUUAGAUUAUUGAUAGAACAAUUAGCUACAAAAAGUACAUACAGGUUAUUGCUACUUUUGUUAUUAAAGAAUCACAUACAUUGUUUCUGUAAUAAUCAAUAAUUCUUUAUGGUAUAAUCUGCUCUCUUUAAUCCAUAUGUUGAUGCUACUACUAGGUCUGCAUCAAGUGUUGAUGCUGUUGACAGGGCAAGCUACUUGCAAAUGGUGCUAGGGAAGCAAGCUUACAUUAUGAGCUAUGUCUGUUUUGAAGCAUGUUUUUAAGUUUCUAAAAUUACAAUUAUUAUUAUUUGACCUUUCUCAAAAGAAAAAUGUAUCUCUUUGAAAAAUUUUACAAACCUUCAUAGUAUUUAUGCUGACAUGUUGAUGGUCUCAUGAACAGCUCUGCUUUCUCUUUUCAAUGAAUUUCAUGCACAUGAAUUAAUUGUGAAUGUCAUUCUGUGCUUGAAAAUCAUUGAUCGUUUUCAAUAAUAAAUCACUUACAAAGUAUAAACAAGUAACAAACCAAAAAUAUGAUAAUCUAAAUCCCUUCAACCUCGUCAUCUGGCAUGACAAAUCAUCUUCAUACUUAAUACAAUAUAAAAAUAAUUUUACCCUUAUGCCCUAACGACUCUUCAGAAGGAAAAAUUGCAUCAUAUCCUCACAAAACACUCAUUCAUAGAAGUGAUAUAAUUUGUUCUUCUGAAUAUAACAAAAAAUCACCUCAGAAAAGAAUUAAUGAAUUGCAGAUUUUUGCAUAAAAAGGAGAGUAGAAUGAUCUUACUUCAAAACAGUACUUUGCUUGAUGUGAAUUUUGUUGUUGAUGAGACUUGUGUGUCUAUAUUUUGCAAUGUCUACACAAUCGGUACUAAAUAUAAGUUACUUUCAUCACUGCCGGCUAACUGAAGCUUUAAGCAGACAUUCACAGUGUAAGAAUAUAUUGUGUAUUGAAAUUUGUCUUUACAAAAACCUUUGAGAUCUGAUUUGACUUGCUUGAAAAUUGUUCAUUCAAUGGUGCAACCAUUAUCUGAAUCUAGAUCAGUAUAAGUAAUUCAAACAUUGCUGAUGUAGUUGAUAUGACUGUGAAAUUUGCCUGUAUGACAAACAAUUUGUACAGUGGUUAUUCACAAAAUUUUAUUUUGCCAUAGAAGUAUGUCAGUGAUAAAAUGUGACGUUAUUCAUAAUGUCAAUAUGAAUAACACUCUUACUUUUUAUGUUACUUUUCUCAAAUACAAAUGAUUAAGAUAGCUUAAACAGAUAUUAUUUAAAAUACCAUUUAAGACUAAGCGUACAAAAGAGUGUUAAAACAUUGUCAUAUUUUAUGAAUCCUAUAAAGUGUUCUCCUGACAGAAAUUCUUCCAUUAAAACUCAUUUUUAUGAAAGACAUAGCUGUGAAAUCACUUUACAUAAAUUUCUCCUGUAAAACUCAAAGUGAAAAAAUUUACUUUUACCAAAAUAUCUGAAUACAGUAUACAUAACAGAACUUUGUAGUGCUCCGUGAUAGAACAAUUAAAGAUUGUAAUGACAUUAAUUACAUUUCAAGUGAUGCAAAAUGUGUAAAUGUCUCAUUAAAUCACUCAAAAAAUGUAUAUUUUUAGUGAAAGUGAAUGUUUCUAGAGGAAAUGUUUGUCAUAACCAUUGUUGUUGCUUUUUUAUUUCUUAUUCUAAAAGAAGUCUACUUAUUGAUUAAUGUUCAAUGUGUUCAUGCAGGAUUAUUCUUAUUCCAACACUCAAAACAAUUUUUUUCAAUAAUUAGCCAAUAAAAAUGAAUAUUACAUUGGAAAUGCAACUGUUAUUUAUUAGAGGAAUAUUAUUGGUAAAACUUCAAAACCAAACUUUAUGUAUGAUUACAGAAACAUUCAAAACUAAAUACCUAAAAAUUAAAAAAAUAAAAAAAAAAGAAUUCAUGAAACUAUUGGCAAUAAAGCAUUCCUUAUUCUACAUAAAAUUAUUAUAUUAACUCUGUACAAUAAAAAAAAAUUCAAAUCCAAGACCAUAAAAUUCAUGAAAUUAGAGAAUCAACAUAAUAAUCUUUUGCAUUUUCCUUAAUAUUUAUGAUGCACUUCAGUUGGCAGCAAUACCAUUAGCAGGACUACCGUAAGAAUUUUUAUAAUGCUUCAUUAAAAAAAUAAUAAUUAAUUUUCUUCAUUUACUUAUAAUGGUUAUAACACACAAUUCCUCAAUU
Molecule: messenger RNA, 8204 nt
Organism: Gryllus bimaculatus (two-spotted cricket)
Lineage: Eukaryota; Metazoa; Arthropoda; Insecta; Orthoptera; Gryllidae
Source: the annotation of a GenBank genome assembly